Molecule: messenger RNA, 1080 nt
Organism: Coffea arabica (coffee)
Lineage: Eukaryota; Viridiplantae; Streptophyta; Magnoliopsida; Gentianales; Rubiaceae
Source: RefSeq, a predicted model, not a curated record
AUGGCUGAUCUUGUUACUCCAACUAUAAGUUUAGGGGAGGUAUCUGAUAUUUUGCAAAGUUCAGGGGAGGUGAAUGAGACUGUUAGAAAUCUCAGGGAAGAGUCAAAAGUUCUUAUUUUAAGCUUUCACAUGAUUAGGUUGAUAGUGCCAUGCAUUGUCAAGCAAUUUCUCGGAUACCCAUCAGAGCACUUCCUUGUUGAGGGAUGCGCCACUGAGACUGAUGCUUGUGAAGGGAGUGAUGUUGAUGGGAAAUUCUGCUCUUUGAUCAGUUUGCAACUUAAGGAGACCUUCUAUCAAGUGGAGGGUGGUUUGAUCGCUUUGCUCAGAAAUUGUUUGGCAUCCGAGUCUCAAGAUACAACCAGUAUUUUGUCCGGGUAUGUUGAUCAUUUCCAAAGCCGAGAAUGGGAAGACAUUGGGUGGGGUUGUGGAUGGCGUAAUAUUCAGAUGCUUAGCUCGCAUUUGAUCACACAAAGGCAAGAGGCAAGGGAGGUUUUGUAUGGUGGUGCUGGAUUUGUGCCUGAUAUUGCUUCUCUCCAAAGAUGGCUUGAAAUUGCAUGGGAACUUGGAUUUGAUGCACAAGGUUCAAAUGACUUUGAUAGGGAGAUCUAUGGCAAAAGGAAUUGGAUCGGAACUACUGAGUGCGCUGCACUUUUUCGUUCUUUCGGGCUACGUGCCAUGGUAGUGGAUUUCUGUAGCAAGGGAACCCCAUCUGCAUCUUCAACCACUGCAUUACACCAUGGGAAAAUGGCUAGUGAGGAAAUUGUUGGCAAGGGGAAGUUGACAAAGGUCUAUGGGCCCAUGGAUAGAUAUUUGUCUAGACGAGAUAAUAGCUUUACCCAUGAAAUUUUCACUAUGCCUGAAGACUGUACGCAUUCAUGUGCCCUGUUGGGAAGAUCAAAGAGAACAGAAGCUCUUGCAAAGUCUCUCGAACAAAACUGUGGAUGGCAAAAGCUGAUAAAGAGAGGUAUCCACACACUGAAGAAGCCGCAGUAUCAGCUUUGCUUUAUUGAGCCUGGAAUUGCAUCUGGAGAGGAGAUUGACCAGCUGAAGGUCUUAUACGGCAUCAAUAUUGAAGUGUAG